Molecule: messenger RNA, 927 nt
Organism: Vitis vinifera (wine grape)
Lineage: Eukaryota; Viridiplantae; Streptophyta; Magnoliopsida; Vitales; Vitaceae
Exons: 4
Coding region: 1-927 (308 amino acids)
Source: RefSeq, a predicted model, not a curated record
AUGGCCACAACCUGGGCACCACGCCCUAACCCCAUGGCCACCCCCAUGGUGCAAAACGUUCACCCGCAUCAUGACCCCGUAGUCACCCCCGUGAUGCGGAACGGCUUGUCCGACUUCAAGUGGCCUAGACCCAUUGGAACGGACCCAUCCACAAGGGAUCGUAGUAGGAGAUGUGUCUUCCACAAGGAUCAUGGCCAUACAACAGAGACAUGCCGAGCUUUCCAAUAUCUGGUCGAGAGGCUCAUAAAAGCAGGGCAUUUGAAGCAAUACCUCCGAUCAGAUAAUGGAGGAAGGGACGCAUCCCAACAUCACAACCCCGGGGCCCCUAGGGCCCCAGCUGCCCCCAAGGCCGUUAUAAACUAUAUUAACGGAAGUCCAUCUGACGAGGAGUACGACUCCAGGCGAAAGAGGCAAAAAUUGUUGCGGGCCGCAUCAAUACGCGAACGCAUCAAUUCCAUCCGGCCUGGGCUAACUGGAGGGGGCAGUUCGGCCGAUCUUGUGCAAGCAUCAGUCGUUGGCCACAUGGGACACAGUCUCACAGGCCUCGAAAACCCUGGACGAAUCCUAUCCGGAUUCAACGGGUCUUCAACUAUAUCCUUAGGAGACAUUGUACUGCCGGUCCAAGCAGGCCCAGUCACUCUCAACGUACAGUUUUCAGUAGUACAGGAGUUAUCACCCUUCAAUGUCAUUUUGAGGCACACAUGGCUCCACUACAUGAAAGCUAUCCCCUCUACAUAUCAUCAAAUGGUGAGUUUUCUCACCAACGAUGGCCAAAUCGACCUAUAUGGCAGCCAAUUAGCCGUUCGCCAAUGCUAUCAGAUAGCACGCUUAACGUCUUUCCAGCUGCCAGACCCGUCCGGCAGAAGAUUAGACGUUUCCACCCAGAUAGACAAGAAGUUAUCCGGAAUGAGAUUGACAAAUUGCUAG